AUUCUCCAAUUUGCCAAGCGCUCUUCUUUCCUAGCAUCAGCCUGAUCAGCCAUUCAUGGCUCGCCGUGUUUCCGCAGCCCACGCGGCUCUUGCCGUGCUCAGCGUGGCGUGUCUCCUCGCAGUGCCGGCCUUAGCGGAAUCGAAAGUGGUCGAGCUAAACUCGGCCAAUUUUAACGAGGUCGUGGGCCUCACAGACAACGUGUUCGUCAAGUUUUACACACCAUGGUGCGGCCACUGCAAGCGCCUGGCUCCGGACUGGGAGAAGGUCUCCCUUUUGUACCGCACUACACCGGACAUUGUCAUCGCUAAGCUGGACUGCGAUGCGGAGAAGGACAUGUGUCAGAAGUUCGCCGUCUCCGGCUUCCCCACGCUCAAGUUCUUCCCCGCGCAGGCCACCACCCCGCAAGAUUUCAUGGAGCAGCGCACGAUCGAGAACAUCGUCGCGUUCCUCAACAAGAAGCUCGGCGCGAAGAUCGUGCUGCCGACGGUGCCGUCGGACGUGCUGGCGCUGACGGUGAAGACGUUCGACGAGGCCGUGCUGGACCGCGAGAAGCACGUGCUCGUCGAGUUCUACGCGCCCUGGUGCGGUCACUGCAAGAGCCUUGCUCCUACGUACGAGAAGCUGGCGCAGAUCUUCAAGCCCGAGAAGGACAUCCUCAUUGCCAAGGUUGACGCGGAUGCCGAGAAGUUUCUUGCCUCCAGGUACAAGGUGGCGGGGUUCCCCACGGUGUGGUGGUUCCCCAAGGACAACAAGGACGGCGAGGAGUACCAGGUGGGGCGCGAGCUCAAUGACUUCGUCGGCUUCAUCAACGAAAAGGCCGGCACCUUCCGCAGCGACACCGGCGGGUACAACAACAAGGCAGGGCGAGUGCCGGCACUGGACGAGCUGGCAGUGAAGUUCAUGAAGGCGGAGGGCGAGGAGGCGAGGAGAGCCGUGCUGGCAGAGGCAGAGGCGGCCGUGGUUGCUGUGGACCCCGCCAACGAGCUGCAGAGCAAGGGAGCGCCGCACUACGUGAAGGUGAUGAAGGCAGUGCUGGAGCCAGAGAAGGGCGACGCUUAUGUGGAGAAGGAGGCUGCGCGCGUUGCCAAGCACCUCGCCGGGACCCUGAAGCUGCCCACCAGGGAGACCAUGAGCCUGCGCCACAACGUCAUCUCCGCCUUCCUGCCCCCCCCUCCCCCUGCUGCGCCUGCCGCUACACCGGCUGCUGAAGAGAGCAAGCCAGAGGGUGCUGCUGCUAAGGCUGCUGCAGAUGCUGAAGCCACUGCUACAGCUUAAAUGCCACCUUUCUACUCGGUUGCUCCGUACCUAUCUUAGUGGUGAAGCCAACGGUUUGGCCAGUUGUUUAGACAAGGCAGCAAUUUAUGCGUCCCUAUUAUGACUACAUGGGUGGAGCUUUGACUUGCUAACAGUAUUGUAAGGUUAUUUUAUCUGGAAGAGACUUUAUUUAGCCGCUUUUUCUCAAUGC
Molecule: messenger RNA, 1466 nt
Organism: Closterium sp. NIES-67
Lineage: Eukaryota; Viridiplantae; Streptophyta; Zygnematophyceae; Desmidiales; Closteriaceae
Source: the annotation of a GenBank genome assembly